This is a messenger RNA of Vicia faba (fava bean), 627 nucleotides long. NCBI's taxonomy places the organism in Eukaryota, Viridiplantae, Streptophyta, Magnoliopsida, Fabales, Fabaceae. The record is from the annotation of a GenBank genome assembly.
AUGGCCAACCUUCCAGAAGCUUUUCUCCAGGAAGGUGGACCAUCUAUCCCCUUACCUGCUCAUUUUAUGUGCAAAUAUGUUAUUUGGAAUAUUGUCCAAGAGGUGAAGUGUAAAAACAUCAAUGGGAUCAAGGUUGCGAGAGGGGCGCCUAUUAUCUCUCAUCUUCUCUUUGCUGAUUAUAGCUUUCUAUUUGCUAGAGCCGAUCAAAGGGAGGCUGAUGUUAUUUUGAAUGCACUUAGGGCAUACCAGAGGGGCUUGGGGCAACUGGUUAACAUCGGUAAAUCUGAAGUGUCUUUUAGAAGCAAUGUCCAACCAGAUUGCAGGAUGUCCAUUUGCAGACAGCUAGGUUUUCAACAAGUUUCCUCUCACUUUAAAUAUCUUGGUAUCCCAGUGGUGUUUGGAAGAUCCAAGAAGGUGGUGUUUUCUCAUGUGAUUAAAAUGAUUUGGAAGAAGCUCAAAGGCUGGAAAGAAAAGGCUCUGUCAGGAGCGGGAAGGGAGAUCCUUAUAAAAUUUUUAGCCCAAGCUAUUCCCAACUACAUCAUAGGAUGCUACAAGAUUCCCGAUGGGUGUUGUAACCAAAUUGAAAAAAUGCUAGCUAACUUUUGGUGGGGAGCCAAGGAGGGUUAG